AGUAUUAGACAAACCAGCAUGACGAUGUGUACUGUGUUGUUUACUGCGCUUUUACUGGCCCUGGCGGCUUUUGCAGCCGGAGAAAAGCUUGUUGUCUGCAAUUAUGAGGCUAAAUCUCAUCUAAGAGAAGGUCAAGGAAAAUUUGAAAUCUCUAACUUAGACCCUGCUCUUCAAUACUGCACCCAUCUACUCUAUGGCUAUGCUGCCAUUGACGAGAACACUCUGAAACUAGUACCACUUAAUGAACAAUUCGACGUUAUCAAGGACAACUACAGACACGUCACCGAUCUCAAGAGAAGAUUCCCCAAGUUGAAGGUACUGCUUUCUGUUGGAGGAAACGAAGAUGUAGUUGGAGAGGGAGACGAGAAAAACGAGAAAUACAGGAAAAUCGUGGAAACUUCAACUCAUAGAUUGGCGUUCGCCAACUCGGCACAUACAAUACUCAAAGGUUAUGGGUUUGAUGGAUUAGAUUUAGCAUGGGAAUUCCCAGAAACUAAACCGAAGAAAAUCAAGAGUGGAUUGAAGAAGUUCUGGAGCUCAGUGAAACACACAUUCACUGGAGACCAUGUAGUUGAUGAAAACGCACAACAGCAUAGAGAACAAUUCACAGCGCUCGUGAAAGAAUUGAAAUCUGUUUUGAGACCAGACAAUUUGCUACUUUCUCUUACUGUGUUACCAAACAUCAACAGUACAGUUUACUAUGAUCCUAGAUCUUUGGCCCCUCAUUUGGAUUUCAUUGCACUACAUGCUUUUGAUUUUUACACACCCCAACGUAAUAACGAACUUGCUGACUUCCCAUCACCCUUGUACGAGCUGAUUGACAGAAGAGGAGAUGAAAAUAUCGACGCAUGGGUCAAAUACUGGCUGAGCAACGGUGCUCCCGCCAACAAACUGGUCCUGGGCAUCCCGACCUACGGACGUACGUGGCACCUAGCAGGCGAAUCCAAAGUCGACGAGUUCCCCAUCACCGAUCUAAGCGGACCCGGAGAAGCUGGCCCGAUGACCAAAGAGGCCGGUUUGCUGAGCUACCCCGAGAUAUGCACCAAAGUGACCGGCCCACAGGGCAAUAGGCCCAUUGAUGGGCAAUUCAAGAAGGUUCCAGAUGCGACCAAAAGGAGAGGUGUUUACGCUUAUCGACUCCCUGACAAAGACGAAAAAGGAGGACUGUGGGUGGGCUAUGAAGACACUGAGACUGCAGCUAACAAAGCUCAGUACGUCAAAAAUAAAGGACUUGGUGGUAUUGCCAUUGACGAUUUGACACUGGACGAUUUCCGUGGAAUUUGUGGACACAACAAGUUCGCCAUCUUGCGUGCAGCUGUAUCAGCUCUUUGAGAUAUUUUUCUUACUUUCUUUGUAUUUACGAUGUGAAGAGAAUAUGUUAAUUUCAUCUACUUUGUGUAGCUUGGAAAUAUACAACUUGGAAAAUUACUUUGUUUCCAAAGUUUGUAGACUAUACUAUAGCAUUUUCUGAUGUAAAAGAGUAUGACACAUAUCAAAGGUACUAUUUUGGAUGAAUAUUUAAUGGCGAGGACUACCCAUUUGGGUUAAAAAAAAUUAUGGUAUAACUUAAAACAAAUACGUUAUUAUUGGACUUCCUAAUAUUGUAUAAAAAAAACAUACCUAUAAGGUAAUAAUCAUAUAGAAAGGAAAAUGAACACAGAUGAUCAAUUACCAGAAAAUUAUAUUUUAUGUCUUUGUAAACAAUUUUUAGAUUAAAAUUGGAAAAUAGCACU
Phaedon cochleariae (mustard beetle) is the source of this 1733-nucleotide messenger RNA. The record is from the annotation of a GenBank genome assembly. Lineage: Eukaryota; Metazoa; Arthropoda; Insecta; Coleoptera; Chrysomelidae.